AUGGCUACACUAACCCAGACCUUCCCAUUUACCGACCCAGCGGGUCUCAAAAACAUUAGUCCUGCUUCCAAGGAUAUUGGCAUUGGUGGUAGAAACACGGCGGUGCAGUUCGCCAAUCCAUUGACCCAGGGCAUCCUAUACCUACACCCGCAUUUGAGUCAGGCCCGAGACCCAGUCAAAGGCAGGAUUCUCAGUACCAAUGGGCCCAUCCGUGCUGGAGAGCUUCUUAUGGCGGAUCUUCCCUAUGCCGUGGUGCCUGUCACAGAUGGCGGUUCUAGUGAUGGAGUUGUCUGUAGCAAUCUAGGCUGCAGCCGACAAAUUCCCCGUCAAGCGUCAAAGAGUGCUCAUUGUCACCAUGGCUGUUCCUCUGACAUCCGCUGGUGCAAUCAGCGAUGCAAGGAUGAGGACCAGAACCGCCACGCCUUUGAGUGCUUCUGGCUGAAAAAGUGCGGAGCUAGAGCUCGGCAGGAGCUUGGCGACCAUGAUUAUCAUAUGCUCUGGAUUAUCGUGCGUAUGCUCGCGGCCAGAUACCUCGAGAGACACGGAGCCACGCCGACAAACGUGCGACAGCAGUUUUCUCGUCAGGACCAGUUCGUGAGCGGCUGGAAAGGUGUCGAGAUGUUACGUACCAAUCGGCAGGCGUGGCCGCCGUCUCAGAUCGCACACUGGUCCACUUUGGUUAAGGUCUACUUACAGAACGAGUCUUUACUGCCCGAGACGCUUCCCGUCGAUGAUCUUGUCAAUAUCAUCUGUGCCGAAGAGACUAAUGUCUUCGAACUCUGCCCUGGGCCGACCGAAAUAUUUCCUGGCCAGGAGCUGGAUAUCUGCCGUGGAAAGCAAUACGGGCUUGCACUGUUCCUCCGCAUCACUCUGGCCAAUCACUCCUGCAUUCCCAACGUAACGCAUCAAGCUGAUGAUCGUGGCCGCAUGAUGGUCACUGCGCUCAGGGAUAUUGCUUCAGGUGAAGAGUGCUGCACCUCGUAUUUUGAUUUGUCUGAAUACGUUGACUUGGACGCGCGUCGCAAAAAAACGGAAGAGCUUUUUACCUUUACGUGUCAAUGCCCGCGGUGCUUGGAGGAGGAGCAGCUUAUAAAGAAUGGAGAAUAG
Messenger RNA from Pestalotiopsis fici W106-1, 1107 nucleotides. RefSeq lists its product as uncharacterized. The record is from RefSeq and is a predicted model, not a curated record. Gene Ontology annotation, molecular function: protein binding. The coding region runs from base 1 to 1107 and encodes 368 amino acids. Lineage: Eukaryota; Fungi; Ascomycota; Sordariomycetes; Amphisphaeriales; Sporocadaceae. The transcript has 3 exons.